AGAGCUGACAUUUGCGUUUUGAAUGAAACGCGGUUGACUGCACGACAGUAAGUUGUAAAAGGUUUCCCAGCACUCCAAAGUGAUGUCCUCCAGGAAGUCGAGCUUUAGUGGGGACAGCUUGCCUCCAAGCAGAUUUGGAGAGCGUACCCCUCUGAGAAGUUUGCAGAAUGAGAUGCUGCAUCUGUCAACUCCAUCAUCAAGGUUCAAAUCAAAGUCCCUGCUCAGUGCUGACGUUGUGGAACCGAAAAAGGGCGACGUUCCUUUCUGUGACCCCGAAGCCCACUUGCAAUCUCCUCCAUCCACCAAAGUGAAUCAAAUCGAUGCUUCCAUUAUGGAUACAGCAACUGCUGAGACAGCCAGUGGACUUGGAGAUGUGACGUUUAAGUCCUUCAUCUGUCCCGGUGGGGAGGUUGAGGUUUCGGGCUUCUCAGUCUGCGGAGAAGAAAGUAUUGUUUUACCCAAGGAUCAGGCUAUGGAAAACGUGCGUGAAACGGAAGGCACAGUCAUCUGUGACGGUGUCAUCGAUCAUUCUUGCAGUAACCACGUCGAGCACCCCUAUCACCACCCCGAGGAGGAAGACGCCUCCGCGGUUGACAUUGACGCCGCGUGUCUAUGUGACACUUCAAAUACUACGGUGGCCUCUAAAGACUUGGUUGAUAGAGAAGUCACACAAGAUUCCGGAGCUUUUACGAAUGAUGUCACUUGGAAAUCAUUUGUUUGCGAUGGUGGUGAGGUGAACGUUUCAGAUGUUACCGGACUUCAAGAUGAGACCAUUCCUCUGCCCAAGGCCCAGCUGGUCGAACCGUUACAAGACAGCAGUGUAAAUUUAACAAAUCUCUCUGCUUGUGGACCGAUAAGUCAAGCGGAACAUGCAGAUCAUCCCUACUUUAGCAUUGAAAAUGCUGUUUGUGCCGUCACCAACCUCUCUGAGACCACAAAUGGCUCUGAAAAGUUUGCGGAUGGAUUGAGUGAUGUAACGUUCAAAUCAUUGAACUGCACUGGAGGUGGGAUCGAAAUUUCAGAUGGCACCAAACCUGCAGAUGAAACGGUUCCUCUGCCAGCUGAUCAAUCUGCGACCUGCGGGGAGUCGUACAACUAUGGCGAUGAUCCAAGCAUGUUGGCUUGUGACCAAGAUGCACAAAACAGUGAUGAUAAUUUAGAUCACCAUUACUGUAAAACCGAAAAUGAUCCAUUGAGGGAACCAUUACCACUCAGCCUUGAUGUUGUGGAGGAGGUUGAAAAGAUAAGGCCGGUGGUACCUGAUUGUUUGACUGGCGGGCAAGAGGGCCUUGCAUUGAGCUCUUUCAUCAAUGCCAGAAGUGAAUUUGAAAUAUCUAAUGGAUCCUCUAAGACGUCCCCUCUUCCUGAUGAGCAGGCUGUGGCCUGCCAGCCCUUUGAAGACAACAGUGUUCCACCUUUUGUCACACAGGUUGUAAACAGUCAUCUUGAAUGUAUUCCUAACAGCCAUGUGGAGAAGAAUGAAGAUGUGGCAUAUCCUGACCCCACAGCUAUCGGAACAUCUUCACGGACUAACACGCCUUUAAAGGCGCUGGAUGAUACAUCUGUUGAAUGUCAAAUGCAAGCUAUGUCAAAAAAAGCCUUGGUGCAUCCUGAGGACAGUGCAUUGCCUUCAAUGCUUCAUAGGACAGAGAGUUCCGUCUGCAGCCAUCUGGAAAAUUUGGCAGAGAUGCCUACGCAAGGCAAAGUGCAUGCUGAACAUGUGUCUCUAUUGCAAAUCAGCAGUGGAGCCCACAAACCCAGUGAGGCAACAGACAGCGCCCUGGGCUCAUCUGGAAGUGGACCCGUUCUUUGCAACUCUGCAGAGAAUCCUCGGGCAGAAAACCUCCCGGAUAUUUUGAAAGUGCCGUCCGAGUGUCCCACAGUGGCAUCGGCUUUUCAGUUUGGGAUCUUCAGUCCUGUUGUCCGUAGAGCCUCUCUCGCUGCAUUAAGGGCCUUCAGGGGUCCUGCUUUGGGAAAGUCCGCUCUUGAAGGGGAGAACGUCACAUUUGCCCCUUUUAACGUUGACCCUGCUGGGCUAUGGGCCGAGGACAUGGAGAGACCUAUGCCACAACCUCUGCUUAACUCUACAGCAAUAGGUGGGGAUGUGGGGGCAAAGCCUUCUGAGGAGCCUCGGCUCGGAGUGGAGAAGCCGGUUUGGGACACACCUUUGAUUCCAGAUGGUCCUCUUCAGCAGCAGCUUCGACAGAUGGCAGAGUUUCUUUUCUUGGCAUCAGGAAAGAUGGUUCCCGCUGCAGUGCCUGCUCCCACUUUACCCACCGCUGCCCUCAUGGUCCCAUCGGACAAAGCUCCUCCAUUGGAAUCCCACAGUGUCUGUGUGGGCACCACUCCCGUCAAGUGGUUGGACCGCAGCGCCAAUACAUCCGGCCAAUUUGAGAGAAAGAGGGAUAUCUCUGUGGUUGAUUCCUGCACGCUAACAGAUCCUCUCCUGUGGAACAUGCCGCCAGGCAGCCUGGACUGUCUUCCCAGACAAGAGCUGGAGCACAGGUUGAGGUCCAGCAUGAUCAUGGUGGAGGCUCUUGCGCAGCAAUUGUCUGCAUCACGGGAAAAUGGACGUCCUUCUGCGGGCCCGGCCCCUUCGGACCUCAGGGAGAAACUAGUGCAGACUGACCGCUCUGAACUCACUCAGACCACAGUGUACAGAGACCUAUAUUUGGAGGCUCUGGCAAGGAUUGGUGAGUUGGAGAUGGAUGGAAGUUCUCUACAGAAGCUCAUCCAGCACAUGCAGGACAUGCGGGUCACCAUGCAGACCUCCUUGACCUAUGACACGGACGCCGCCCUCUCUAACGUGAUUCAAAUAGGAGACGUGGUCAGAGGGGACCACCAAAGCCUCGUUUCACAUUACGGUCAGAUGAAGUCUGUAUCUGAGAAAACAAAGGAGACACACACACAAUUGAUGCAGAAGGUCAAAGAUGCUUUUCACCAAAGAGAUGACAUGAGGAUGCAGAUGGAGGACGCCUUCACAGCCAAGGAGGCGGCCUUCAGUGCGAUGGAGCAGCUGAGGACACACUUUGCCACUGAAAUCUCUGAGCUGGAGGGGAUUGUGGGCUCUCAGCAAGAGCUGUCAGCUGCCCUGGACCAGACCUACCCAGAACAGGUUGCAUUGAACCGGGCCUACACUGAGAUGUUGGACUCUGCUACGGAUGUUCUGUCCACAACCUUAAACGACCAAUCUACUUUGAUGCAAGACCUCCGCACAGUCAGAGGCCUUCUGCAGAAAACGGCUCCCAUGCUUCUGAGCCUAAAUGAGAGGGCAGCUGCUGCUUUGAGAGAGCGGGACGACCAUCUCGCUGCGAGAGACCAGGCCGUUGAAGAGCGAGAGCAGACUGAAGAGGAAUUAAAACAAGCUAAUGUGAAUCUCCACACGGCCACAGAACAGAUCAGUGAUUUGAAUCUGCAAGUGACAAUUCUGACCUCAGAAAUGGGUGUGCUUCGUCAGAAGCUGACCGAAAGAGAGGAAGAGCAAGGUCCGCUGGAGAGGAAGGUGACGGAGCUCUCUGCCACCGUUUCCUCCACUUUGGCCUCCUACACCUUCCUAGAGCAGGCCCUUGCUGCUGAAAGUACAAAGCUGCAGCAGUCAUGGAAGGACAUCCAGCUAGCAAAGGAUAGAGCAAAUGAGUUGGAGACGUCCUUGGGUCAGUCGGAGCAGCGUGCGUACGAGUUCAGUCAGGCUCUGGCUCAAAGUGAGGAGCAGCUCGGGCAGCUGAAGGUCCUCUCUCAAUCCCAGAGCACCCAGAUCCAGCAGCUCCAGGACGCCUGCACGCAGCUCAAUGGCGUGCGGGAGAUGAACGAGUUCUUGCAGAUGGAGAAUGAGUUUGCGAGGGAGCAAAUGGGGGAGAGUGAGCGGGUGCUGAGGGCCAAUCUGCAGAGCCUCCGAGAGAGGAAUAUCCAGUGUGAGGAUCUAAAAGGAGAACUUGGCAGACUUCAGCUUGAGAACGGGAGUCUGCAGGAUGAGCUGGAAAGUACAAAGUCCAGAGCCGAUGCGACCCAGUUGCAGCUCGGACAGAAGCUGGCUCAAGCCGUCGCUGACAUUACUUUGCUGCAUCACACACUGCGAGGACUCACCAAUGAACUGCAUUCAUCACUCAAUGACCAGAAGGAGUGCCCACCUCUCCACAACGUGGAACGUCGCCACCCAUCCAGCUCCUUUGUUGACAGCGUCAUGGUUGCAUUAACUGCUGAGAUGGAGGAAGACGUCACAAAAGAGACACCUUCUGGAUCGGACUCCCCCGGGCCACAGUGUGAGCCUUUGUUCAGCGAGACGAGCGCCUUCACGCGCAUCACAGCCGUCACCCCCAAAAAGAAUUUGUCCCAGGUGGAGUUUGAGCCAGAGGAGGACGAGCAGAGCAGUGUUGGGGAACUGUUGGCCGACCUGGGCAGCACCGUCUCGGAGCUCAUCAGCACCCGGAAGCUGCUGCAGCAGCGUAAAGAUGCCGAGUUGGAGCAGCUGCACACCACCAUCUCUAACCUGCAGGUGGAGCUGCAAGCUGCAAGCAACAGGCACGAUGCAGAGGUGUUUGAUCUGAAGCAUCAAAUCAGUGGUCUGAACAGCCUGUUGCAGAAGGGAAAUCAGGCGCUGCAGCAGAAUGCUCAGGAUGAGAAAACUUUGACGAGGCUGAUGGCAGAAAUACAAGAGACCCAGGAAACUCUUAAUAAACAUAAGAUUGACAGCAAUGAGUUGCGGAAGGAGGCGGUGGAGCUUCGUCGCGCUCUCAAUCAGUCGAAGGCAGAGUCUCAAUACCUGCGUGAGGAGUUGAGGAAAGCUGGUAGCCAAUCAGCUAACCCGGCACAUGUCAUGGAAGAGAAGAUCCAGCUAUUGAAAGAGGUGGAAAGACUGAAGUUGUGUCUUCAAGAGGGGGAGCAGGCCAGAGCUAAACUCCUCGAUAGAGCAAAAAGAUAUCAAAUCAUCCGCCAGACCAACCAGCAGAAAAUGGAGAAUGAACUUCAGAUGUUAGACAAACUCCUCAAUAAAGUCAGAGAGACUCUGCGGUCCUUACCGGACGUCGUGAAGAAUUGUGAACAACUCCAACAGCUUGUUGAAUACAUCGGCUGACGUGUUUGCUGUGUUCCUUUUUUAUAUGUAUGUCUGUUACGUUUUAGCCUGUCCUCAUUUUAAGUGUUCCUAUUUGUAAUUUGAUUUAAAUAAAAAUUCUCUG
Pungitius pungitius (ninespine stickleback) is the source of this 5174-nucleotide messenger RNA. It is a transcript of the gene spag5, whose product is annotated as sperm associated antigen 5. Gene Ontology annotation, biological process: regulation of attachment of spindle microtubules to kinetochore; cell division. Bases 83 to 5071 code for a protein of 1662 amino acids. NCBI's taxonomy places the organism in Eukaryota, Metazoa, Chordata, Actinopteri, Perciformes, Gasterosteidae. The record is from RefSeq and is a predicted model, not a curated record. The transcript has 25 exons.